Molecule: messenger RNA, 1086 nt
Organism: Manihot esculenta (cassava)
Lineage: Eukaryota; Viridiplantae; Streptophyta; Magnoliopsida; Malpighiales; Euphorbiaceae
Product: cyclin-U2-1
Exons: 2
Coding region: 222-959 (245 amino acids)
Biological process (GO): regulation of cyclin-dependent protein serine/threonine kinase activity
Molecular function (GO): protein kinase binding
Source: RefSeq, a predicted model, not a curated record
CACUCAAAUCUUUAUAUUUUGAUAUUAUCUUUGCUUCCAACCACCUUCCAAGUGGCCAAACCAAUGUCUCCUAUUUUUAUUUAAUUCGUUUUCACAGCUAAACUAUCCCUUCCAAGUCUCCUUCUCUAUUCUUCUAUUCAAGUAUAAAUCCUCCUAAAACCUCACCACUCGUAGCAGAUACCCCACAGCUCUCUCUCGCUCUCUCUGGAGCCCAACUUUUGAUGUCUUUCUGGUAUAAAUCCUUUUCAAGACAUCCAUUUUCCACAACAAUCAACAACACCAUAAUGGCUACAUCUUCGCUUGCGAUUUCUCCGAGAAAGCUCCGAUCAGAUCUAUACUCUUAUUCAUAUCAGAAUGACUCCAAUACCCCACUUGUAAUUUCUGUUCUUGCUUCUCUGAUAGAAAGAACCAUGGCUAGAAAUGAGAGGAUCGCCAAGAACUGUUCAUGGGCAUUAUCGAAAGACAUCAGAACUAGGGUCUUUGAUUGCUACGAGACGCCGGACAUGACAAUUCAGUCCUAUCUUGAGAGAAUUUUCCGAUACACUCGAGCAGGGCCUUCCGUUUACGUUGUAGCUUAUGUUUAUAUUGAUCGGUUUUGCCAGGCGAAUCCUGGAUUUAGAAUCAAUGCAAGAAAUGUUCAUAGGCUUCUCAUUACAACUAUCAUGGUGGCUUCCAAAUAUGUAGAGGACAUGAAUUACAGGAAUUCUUAUUUUGCAAGAGUUGGAGGAUUAACUACGAAUGAGCUGAAUAAUUUGGAAUUUGAAUUUUUGUUCUUGAUGGGCUUCAAAUUACAUGUGAACUUGAGUGUUUUUGAGAGCUACUGUUGCCAUUUAGAAAGGGAAGUGAGCAUUGGAGGAGGCUAUCACAUAGAGAAGACUUUGAGAUGUGCAGAAGAAAUCAAAGCAGGGCAAAACGAGGAGAAGAGAUAUAUUAAUCAAAUUACUCGAAUUAUGCUGUAGAGUAUUAGUGAAAUGUUUCUUCUGUACAGAUUGAAAUGUAUAAAAAUUUGCUAAAACCACUAAACCAGUAAAGCAGAUAUAGAGUGGUCUUAUUACUUCUUUUAUAAGAUCUAAUUCUUUACUAAUA